CCAACAUCAACUGCGCACCAGACGCCGCGCCGGACCUUGCACGCAGCCAACGCCCGUCUCCAUUGCAGACACUGCUCCGCACGCGACGGCAGCAGCAGCCAUGAGCACCGGCGAGCCCUUCUACCUGCGAUACUACUCUGGUCACCAAGGCCGCUUCGGCCACGAGUUUCUGGAGUUUGACUUUCGCGUUCUUGGAGACGGCCGCAGCGCGUCUGCCCGCUAUGCCAACAAUUCCAACUACCGCAACGAUUCGCUGAUCCGAAAAGAGAUGUGUGUCAGCGACACCUUGGUGGCUGAGAUCAAGCGUAUUGUCAAAGAGAGCGAAAUCCUCAAGGAAGACGACACAAAGUGGCCGCAGAAGAACAAGGACGGCCGUCAAGAGCUGGAAAUUCGGCUAGGCAGCGAGCACAUCUCCUUCGAGACGGCCAAGAUUGGCUCGCUCCAGGACGUUUCCGAGUCGUCAGAUCCUGAGGGCCUCCGUGUCUUCUACUACCUUGUUCAGGACCUCAAGGCUCUGGUAUUCUCGCUCAUAGCACUCCACUUCAAGAUCAAACCCAUCUAGGCUUUUCAGCAAGGCUGGCAGUGGGCCCGGACGCAACAAGGGGGACGCUGUUGUUGUUGUUGCUGUCGUUGUUGUUGCAGCCACAGCAGGCCGCAUUCUCAUGAUGCGCAGGGGCGGGCCCAGUGCGGCGGCGUACCGAGCGUGCUGGCGGAAUGCAAUGUUACAUAGACAUUCUUCACAAGCAGCGGCAGCAUGGAUGGCUGAGUCAGACGGCGUGGCGGGCAUGGGCGCUGAGGGCACGCUAGCAGGCGCAGAGCAUGUGAAUCAGCGAUGGCAAGGCGUCGGGCAUGGGCAUGGGCAAGGGCUGCCGGGCGGGCAAUCGUGUACAUGGAUAGAUAGGCGUUUCAACGUGGAUGAAGCUGGCUGCCCGUCGGGCGUGUGGUCGGGCCCCAUGUCAUGCCACGUGAGGCUAGCGUCUUUCCCCGCGUAGGGUUCAGCCCUCAGACCCACUGCA
This is a messenger RNA of Exserohilum turcica Et28A, 1016 nucleotides long. RefSeq lists its product as uncharacterized. The record is from RefSeq and is a predicted model, not a curated record. Gene Ontology annotation, cellular component: nucleus; exon-exon junction complex. Bases 101 to 562 code for a protein of 153 amino acids. Gene Ontology annotation, biological process: RNA splicing. NCBI's taxonomy places the organism in Eukaryota, Fungi, Ascomycota, Dothideomycetes, Pleosporales, Pleosporaceae. The transcript has 7 exons.